GGAUAGCUUUAAAUCUUAUUUCUCGCUUUUAUUUUCAGUCGGCUGUCUGAUGGAUAAACUGGACUUGAUAUUUGUGCUAGAUUCGUCCAACAGUCUUCAGCCGAACGACAAGAAAGAAAUGAAGGACUUCAUGAAAAAACUGAUCGAAAACUUAGGUGUGGCUGACAACAAAACGCAUGUCGGGGUGAUGACGUUUGACGAUUCUCCAAACCUGGUUUUCCACCUGGGGACACAUAAGACUCAAUCCAGCGUCAUCGCCGCUAUCGACAAGAUGAAGUUCGGAUAUGGGGCUACGGAUACUGGCAAGGCAUUGAAGUACCUAAAGGAAGAGAUGUUUACAAAGCCCAACGGAGACAGACCCCAUGUUCCAAACGUGGCUGUAGUGCUAACCGAUGGCUUUUCCAAGGAUGCCUACGCCACACAGUACUACGCUAAUGAGUCCAAAAAACUAGGAAUCUCCAUCUUUGCUGUGGGAGUGGGACCUUCUGUGGACCCAGGAGAACUGAAGAGCCUCAGCAGUUCCCCUGCAGACCAAUACGCUUUCAUCAUUCACAGCUUUUCCGACCUGGACAAGGUUGGAGACCAAUUGGUGAACACCACUUGUUCAGUUCGUCUUCCCAAUACAAGCAUUACUGCGGUAUCAACAGCAAAGCCAGGGUGUUACGAUCGCAAAGAUUGUAUGGUGUAUGGAGAGGACGUAUGUACAGACUACGCGGGUUGGUCAAGUUAUCACUGCCCCUUGUGGUGUGGUUUCUGUAAUGGGACGACCUCACAGCCACCUUGCCUGGACAUUCUGCCAAACUGCGUGGAGUACGGCGGAGACAUAUGUACUAGGCCUGACCUGCGCAUCUGGGCACUGAGACAUUGCCGAGCCUACUGUGGCUUCUCGCCCUGCAUUGGUACACCAACCAGAGCUACAACGACUCCUAAACCAACCACACCUCGCGUUUGUCAAGACCGCGUGAACUGUGAACAUUAUGGGGGUCACAGUAUCUGUCACGAUGAGAAGUACAAAGGUUGGGCAAAGGACAACUGCUACUCCUACUGUGGCUACUGCGUGGAGUACGCGAUAAUACCGCCAACGACAAUUGGCAACUUACAUUGCCCUGGAUGGAAAAUACCCUCCGAGUGUAAGAUGACCUAUGGCGAUGCUACAUGCUGUCCAAUGCCCAAAUGCCCAACACCUGGAUACAACCUAACGGUUACGAAACCUCACCUGUAACCGGUUGUUUUACGAGGAGCAGUCUUAUUUGACAGUUUUAAACACGACAAUACUAUGAUUAUAAAACUGAUGAACGUGCAAAUGUAUAUGUAUCUAGCGGAAUCUGAAGCUUCAUUAUAAACAGGAUUUAACAGGCAAUUUCAGACUAUGAUAAAAAAAAACCGUGUAAUAUUUAAUGAGGAUGACAGAAGUAUUCUUUGUGUUGUGUACUUCCGGGUUGUGAAUUAAAGAAAAGAACACUGAGCAAGGAUGUGACUGUGUGAAAAUCGUCGCAUAUGUACAUAUAAUAUGCUUUGGCAUAUAAUAAAGCGCAAUCCUUCGUACGAGUGCAUUUUGUGUGUGGCCCCUUAAAAGUGAAAUGUUAUAUAUAGCUUUAAUAACGUUAAAUCAAAAUUUUGGCAUUGGUGAGAGAAGUUUUAGCGUAAUAAUUUCUAAACUGUUCCAAAUUGAGUACUUCACAAAGUGAUUAGAAAAUGUGAUAAUUUAACGCCGUCUUAUGUCAGAUUAACAUGUUGUAUUUUAAGAUUUGUGAUUUAAACGACUAUUUCUCAUGAUUUCCUGUUGUGUACUGCGUCUGGAAUAAACUUUCAGCAUUUGUUUUCAGCAAUCA
This is a messenger RNA of Liolophura sinensis, 1832 nucleotides long. RefSeq lists its product as uncharacterized. The transcript is spliced from 6 exons. The record is from RefSeq and is a predicted model, not a curated record. NCBI's taxonomy places the organism in Eukaryota, Metazoa, Mollusca, Polyplacophora, Chitonida, Chitonidae. Bases 50 to 1222 code for a protein of 390 amino acids.